AUGAGCUCGGGUAAACGAAACCUGGAAACAAUAACAAUCGGCGACUCGGACGAUGAAAUCGAGACGGGUCCAGCCGCAAAGAAGCCGGCUAAUACAUCCAGAACGAGCUCAAGCUCUUCGUCGAUUGUUAAUCAAAAAAGUACAUGGGCUGAUAUAUUCAGUAAAGUAUGCGAUAUGCAGCAGAUUAAAGCCAAACACGUCUUAAUUCAGAAGAAAACAGAAGCAUCCGCGGCAUCUCUGAAAAAGAAAGAAGCGAAAGACAAAGAGAAAGAGUCGGAACAGCAGAAGCUGAAAGAAGCAUUCCAAGAGAAAAAACGAAAAGAAGCUGAGCAAGAGGCUUCGGCGAAAAAGGCGAAAGAAGAAACACCUGAAUCGCAGGACACCCAGGAUCCCUUUGAAUUCGUCGGUUCGUUCUUUCGGACACAAAUGUGUAAACUGCUGUUUUUCCAGCUAAUCCUCUGGCUGUGGGAACUGGGCAGCGUCUCAUUCGUGGCCCGGAAAUCAUAGAGCGCCGUGACAAAGUGUUUCUUGAGCUGUUCCGUCACAAAAAAUACCGUAGUCGGCUCCAGAUGCAGGCGGUUAACUGCAUUCUAAAGCGGAAGUGCGAUGUGUACGUCUCUCUGCCGACUGGCGCCGGAAAGUCGCUCUGCUACCAACUGCCGGCCGUCGUGCACGGCGGCAUCACCGUCGUCGUUUCCCCGUUGAUCGCGUUGAUGAAAGAUCAGAUCUCGUCGCUUCGGAAAAAGGGAAUUCCGUGUGAGACUCUCAAUUCUACGUUGACAACACAAGAGAGAACGCGUAUUCUGAAAGAUCUGGAGGGAAAUAAUCCGACGAUUCGAAUGUUAUACAUCACUGCGGAAGGAGCAGCGACCGACCAUUUGAAGAAAUUGUUGGGCCGAUUGAAUGGAAAAGAUCUUCUCCGUUAUAUUGUCGUCGAUGAAGCGCAUUGUGUCUCUCAAUGGGGACAUGACUUCAGGCGAGUCAAUUCAUUCUUUUCUGAUCGAUUGUUUCUCAUUUUCAGACCUGAUUACUUGACCCUCGGCUCGCUGCGUGACGUCUGUCCCGGAGUUCCCUGGAUUGCUCUGACGGCCACUGCCAACGAAAAAGCGCAGGACGACAUUGUGAUGCAGUUGAAAAUGCAGCACGUUGAAAGUUUCAAAGCGGGAACUUACCGAGAUAACCUUUUCUACGACGUCUGCAUGAGAGAUCAUCUCAGCAUGGCCCCAGAAGUCAGUUAUUCUCCGCCUUCUUCCUCGAAUGUUUUUGAAAUGUUUUUCAGAAUCACAUGGCGUCGUUCAUCACAAAAUGCUUGACUAUUAACUCAAAAGAGACGUCGAAAGAUAGCUUGACAAAAGGCGAGAAAGGAGGAAGAUCUCAGAAUAAAAAGGAACUGAGCGGUUCGGCAAUUGUCUACUGCCGAUCUAGAAACGAAUGCGAGCAAAUGGCGAAAAUGCUCGUGAUAGCUGGAAUUCCAGCACUAGCUUAUCAUGCCGGAUUGGGCAAGAAGGACAGAAACGAGGUCCAGGAACGAUGGAUGUCCAAUGAAAUUCCGGUCGUCGCAGCGACAGUCGCUUUCGGAAUGGGUAUUGAUAAACCCGACGUCCGGUGAGCAUAUAAUAGGAAACAAAUUUGAAAAUUGAAUUUCAGAGCCGUCGUGCAUUGGUCAGCUUCUCAGAAUCUUGCAGGAUAUUAUCAAGAAGCGGGACGAGCUGGAAGAGACGGAAAAAGAAGUUAUUGUCGAAUUUAUUACUCGAAGCAGGACAAGAACGCGCUGAACUUCCUUGUCUCCAGUGAAUUAGCCAAAUUGAAAGAAAAAGUUAGAAUUUUUCAUUGGUUCAACAGUUCAACAACAACUAAAUUCUUCAGGCAAAAAAGAAGAACGCGGAGGGUGAAAAAGCAGAAAAACAGAUCAAAUCCAUUCAAAACGGACUGUCCAAAAUGUUCGAAUAUUGCGAAAGUGCCAAGUGAGCUCCGCUGUCUCUUAAUCUUUUAAUCAUUCGUUUUCAGAUGCCGCCACGUGGCCAUCGCCAGUUUUUUCGAUGACGCCGACUGUCGGCCAUGCAAGACAAACUGCGAUUAUUGCAAAGAUCCGACGAAAACGAGCAGGACUCUGGAAUCAUUCAUGGUUUGAUUCAGAUGUCGUCGGCUAAAAAAGUGUUUUCUCAGAACAGUGGACCAUCGACAGGCAGCUUAUUCAACAGAAACGGCAGCGGAGGCGCCGGAGGAUCAGGGUUCGAUUCGGUGUACGGAGGAGGGAAACGAGGGGGAGAGACCGAAGACGAACUGCUGUCGGCUGCGAGCACGUCGAAGGAGGCGAUGGACCGAAUGGAGCAGGAAGAGGCGAAAAGGGUCCGCGGGAUUAUCAGCAACGAAUUUGCGAAGAGAAGACAAGCGACCGCACCGAGACCGACUUCUUCUCGCAGAACGGAACCGUCGACGGAUGUUACUGUGAUCAAACCGGAUCAGAAUGCGAUUAAGAAUGUCAUGUUAGAGGUUGACUGUCUCGUAAAUCACUCACAAAACCGUAUCUUUUCCAGACUCGCGAAAACUGGGUCCGUCAUUUCAUGCGAGCCCUCGAGUCUAAUUGGAUCCUCGGUCCUCCACCCGGAGUGACUUCGAAGACUUGCGCCGAACAGCUGGAGUACGGGAUGUACUCGAUUUCGAAGAACGAAAUGACCUACAAGAACAAAUGCAGUCACAAGGUGCUCAAUUUGUUCCGUGUUCAUAAAAGUUCACAUGUACCUGCCACACUUUCCUAUUCAUGAGUUAUUUUGCAGCUGGGAGAGAUCAAAACAUUGACGAAGAAAAACGAGCCGUUCCAGUAUGCGAGCACGGCCAUCGAACAGAAUGGAUUCGUGAAAGCUGCCGACCUGACAUAA
Messenger RNA from Caenorhabditis sp. 36 PRJEB53466, 2879 nucleotides. Lineage: Eukaryota; Metazoa; Nematoda; Chromadorea; Rhabditida; Rhabditidae. The record is from the annotation of a GenBank genome assembly.